AUGUCUCCAAACUACGACACGGCUGCAGAGGAGCUGCCUUUUGUACCAGGCCAGAUAAUCAAGGUGGUAGGAGAUAAAGACCCUGAUGGUUUCUAUCAUGGUGAGUCUGGUGGCCUCUAUGGUUAUGUGCCAAGCAACAUGGUGGCUGAAAUCCCAGUGGAUGACGAAUAUCUGAAGCAUCUACUCAUGCAGCAGGGAUUCCUCCCAGUGGACAAUACAGGUAUGUCUGUAACACCAGAUCCAAGCGACAUAGGCAGUAUUCCUGAUGAUGCGAUUGUUCGUAGAAUGGUGGCCUUAUUUGACUAUGAUCCAUGGGAAAAUUCACCCAACAUGGACAGUGAAGAGGAACUUGGCUUUAGUGCAGGAGACAUCAUAUAUGUUUUAGGUGAAAUAGAUCAAGAUGGAUUCUACUAUGGAGAUGUAAAAGGACGACGGGGUUUGGUCCCAUCAAACUUUCUGCAGCCGCUACCGUGGGAUUAG
Scomber japonicus (chub mackerel) is the source of this 480-nucleotide messenger RNA. Its product is annotated as RIMS-binding protein 2-like. Bases 1 to 480 code for a protein of 159 amino acids. Gene Ontology annotation, molecular function: protein binding. Gene Ontology annotation, biological process: neuromuscular synaptic transmission. The transcript has 5 exons. The record is from RefSeq and is a predicted model, not a curated record. NCBI's taxonomy places the organism in Eukaryota, Metazoa, Chordata, Actinopteri, Scombriformes, Scombridae.